Molecule: messenger RNA, 8069 nt
Organism: Trematomus bernacchii (emerald rockcod)
Lineage: Eukaryota; Metazoa; Chordata; Actinopteri; Perciformes; Nototheniidae
Gene: dock2
Product: dedicator of cytokinesis protein 2
Exons: 51
Coding region: 1-5478 (1825 amino acids)
Biological process (GO): small GTPase-mediated signal transduction; cell migration
Cellular component (GO): cytoplasm; plasma membrane
Molecular function (GO): small GTPase binding; guanyl-nucleotide exchange factor activity
Source: RefSeq, a predicted model, not a curated record
AUGGCUCCUUGGACGAGGACCACAACAGAGCGGUAUGGUGUAGUUAAGUGGAAUUUCUUCGGCAAAGGAGAAAAGCAGCUUUCCCUUGAGGUAGGAGAUGCGGUCCAAAUCCAGGAGGUCUGUGAUGGAUGGUACAGAGGCCACCUGGUCAGGAACAAAGUCGUGUGGGGAGUGUUCCCUGCCAGUUAUGUCCAUCUUAGGGAGGUUGUCGUUGAAAAACGAGGAGGAGAGGAGGUUGUGCUGCCUGCAGAGAUGCCCUUGGUGAAAGAGGUGACCACCACUUUGAGGGAGUGGGGAAGCAUAUGGAAGCAGCUCUUCGUGGCCAACAAGCGGACGCGUGUGAAGCAGGUCCAGAGGCUGAUGUGUGAGCUUAUGGAGUGGCGUUCCCAGCUCCUGUCUGGCACUCUGCCUAGUGACGAAUUCAAGGAGCUCAAGCAAAAAGUCACCUCGAAGAUUGACUAUGGCAACAAGAUCCUGGAGCUGGACCAGGUGGUGAGAGACGAGGAUGGGAACAUCUUGGACCCUGAACGGGCAAACGUCAUCAGUCUUUUUCGGGCCCACGAGGAGGCUACAGCCAAGAUCAAUGAGCGCAUCAAAGAGGAUCAGUCCAACAUCCAGACGGACCACAGCGGGAUCUCCGCACGGAUCCAGUCGUCCCCCACCCACAGCCUCUACGUGUUUGUCAGGAACUUUGUCUGUCGCAUUGGAGAGGACUCGGAGCUCUUCAUGUCCCUAUACGACCCCGUCAAACAAGCCAUUAUCAGUGAGAACUACUUAGUUCGCUGGGGCAGCAAAGGAUUCCCGAAGGAGAUUGACAUGCUGAACAACCUGAAGGUUGUCUUUACAGACUUGGGAAACAAGGACCUGUGCAGAGAGAAGAUUUAUCUGAUCUGUCAGAUAGUGAGAGUGGGCAGGAUGGACCUAAAAGAGACUUUGAACAAGAAGUGCACCCAAGGCCUGAGGCGGCCCUUUGGGGUGGCAGUGAUGGACAUCAGUGAUAUCAUCAAAGGGAAGAUUGAAUGCGAUGAAGAGAAGCAGUUCUUUAUCCCAUUCUUCCCGGUAGUUGCUGAGAAUGACUUUCUACACUCCUUGCUGAACAAAGUGACAGCGUCACGAGGAGACAGUGGCGGGCAAGGUCUCUGGGUGACUUUGAAGACUCUGGUCGGGGACAUAGUUCAGAUCCGGAAGGAAUACCCUCACCUGGUGGACCGCAGCACCGUGGUGGCCCGCAAGCUGGGCUUCCCGGAGAUCAUUAUGCCGGGAGACGUGCGCAACGACAUCUACCUCACCUUACAGGGCGGCGACUUCGACAAAUACAACAAGACGACACAGAAAAACGUGGAGGUCAUCAUGUGGGUCUGCGAUGAGGAGGGCAAGGUCAUGCAGAACUCCAUCUGUUUGGGCGCAGGGGAUAAGGUGGUCAGUGAGUACAGAUCCGUCAUCUACUACCAAGUCAAACAGCCCCGCUGGAUGGAGACAAUUAAGGUGGCUAUUCCCCUGGAAGAAAUGCACAGAAUUCAUUUACGCUUCAUGUUCAGACACCGCUCUUCCCAGGAGUCCAAGGACAAGAGCGAGAAGAACUUUGCCAUGGCCUUUGUGCGUCUGAUGAAGGACGAUGGGACAGUUCUACAAGAUGGACUGCAUGACCUUGUAGUCUUCAAGGGUGACAGCAAGCGCAUGGAAGACGUGAACUACUACCUGUCACUGCCUUCGACCCGCAACAACCACAGCGACAACCACAAGGGGACAGUGCUGAGUCGCAGCUCCAGCAACGUGUCCGGGAGUGGAGGCCUGUCCGUCAGCUCCAGAGACAGCUUCUGCACCUCCACCCUGGUCUGCUCCACCAAGCUCACCCAGAAUGUGGGCCUGCUUGGGCUGCUCAAGUGGAAGACUCAACCCGAACACCUCAAAGAAAACCUUGAGAAACUCAAAAUGAUUGAUGGAGAGGAGGUGGUCAAGUUUCUGCAGGACACUCUGGAUGCCUUGUUCAGCAUCAUGAUGGAACACUCUCAGACUGACGACUAUGACAUACUCGUUUUUGACGCCUUGAUAUACAUCAUAGCUCUGAUUGCUGAUAGAAAGUUCCAGCAUUUCAACACAGUGUUGGAGGCCUACAUCAAGCAGCAUUUCAGCGCUACACUCGCAUACAAGAAGCUGAUGUCGGUGUUGAAGAGGUAUCUGGACGUGUCCAGCCAAGGCCAAAAGUGUGAACCCAUCCUCAGAACCCUCAAAGCCCUCGAGUACAUCUUCAAGUUCAUCGUCCGAUCACGCAUGCUCUACUCCCAGCUGUACGAGGGGAAGGAGCAGGCGGAGUUUGAAGAGUCGCUGAGGAGCCUCUUUGAAUCCAUCAACAAGCUGAUGGGGACCGACUACACCACCACUCUACUGCUCAGGGUUGCUGCUCUGAAGUACCUGCCAACAGUCCUGCAUGAUGUUGAGCAAGUGUUUGAUGCCAAACUUCUCAGUGAGUUGCUGCAUGACUUUUAUUCCUGCAUCCCCCCUGAGGUACUCCAGAAACAGAAGGUGGCCUCCAUGACUGAAAUCGUCAGCAGCAAACUCUUCCAGAGACAAGAGUGCCGUGAUGUGCUGUUACCCAUGAUGCUGCGGGAGUUGGGUGGGGCACUUGCCAGCAUGGCUGACGGGCCUCACGAUGAGAGGAGAAAUAGUCUGGAGCUGCUCAACAACAUUCUGGAGGUCCUCAGCCGGGACAGUGUGGGUGAAACCUUUCAACAUGUGCAGGACAUUGUGGUGUCUCUGCUGAGGAUCAUCAACCGGACGGUCAUCACGAUGGGAAGAGAGCACGCCCUAAUCUCCAGGGUGGUAGCCUGCAUGACAGCUAUACUCAGUCAGAUGGAUGAUCGUCACUAUGAGACAUACAUAGAAACCUUCGCUGGGUCCUCUGAUCUGGUGGACUUCCUGAUGGAGUCCUUCCUGCUUUUCAAGGAUCUGAUUGGGAAACAUGUGUACCCCUCUGACUGGAUGGCCAUGAUCAUGGUACAGAACAGAGUGUUCCUGAGAGCUAUCAACACCUAUGCAGACACAAUGAACCAGAAGUUCCUCAAUAACGACGACUUUGAAGUACAGUUGUGGAAUAACUACUUCCACUUGGCGGUGGCGUUUAUUACCCAGGAAUCUCUGCAGCUUCAGCAUUUCUCGCCAACUAAGAGGAACAAGAUUCUCGCCAAGUAUGGUGACAUGAGAAGACUCAUUGGCUUCGCUAUACGCGACAUCUGGUACAAACUAGGCAGCCAUAAGAUCUGUUUCAUCCCUGGCAUGGUGGGUCCCAUCCUGGAGAUGACUUUGAUCCCAGAAGAAGAGCUGAGGAGGGCCACCAUCCCCAUCUUCUUCGACAUGAUCACCUGUGAAAAUGCACACUCUGGAAACUUCCAGAAGUUUGAGAAUGAGAUCAUUCUGAAGUUGGACCAUGAGGUGGAGGGUGGAGGAGGAGACGAGCGAUACAUGCAACUACUGGAGACCAUCCUGCUGGACUGUGCAGCAGAGAAGCCCCCACUGAGGCCACAGGUGCAGCACUUUGUCUCCUUGGUGAAGGGACUCCUGAUUCGUCUCCUUGACUACCGCACCGUGAUGAACGAUGACAGCCGCAACAACCGCAUGAGCUGCACCGUCAACCUUCUUAACUUUUACAAGGACAUCAAUCGUGAAGGGAUGUAUAUCAGGUACCUUUACAAGUUGAGGGACCUUCAUCUGGAGGGUGAAAACUACACGGAGGCAGCAUACACACUGCUGCUCCACUCCCGCCUGCUCAAGUGGUUGGAUGAGAUGUGCAGCCCCCAGUUUGAGUUCCACGGCUCCCAAACGCAGCGGCAGCUCAAAGAAACGCUCUACGACACCAUCAUCGACUACUUUGACAAGGGCAAGAUGUGGGAAGAGGCCAUCACUCUCUGUAAGGAACUGGCUGAACAGUACGAAAACGAGAUCUUUGACUACGAGUUACUCAGCAAGAGACUGGAGAAACAAGCCAAGUUCUAUGAAAACAUCAUGAAGAUCUUGAGGCCUAAGCCGGACUACUUUGCAGUGGGCUACUACGGACAGGGCUACCCUCCAUUCCUCAGGAACAAGGUGUUUAUCCACCGUGGAAAGGAGUACGAACGCAGAGAGGACUUCCAGAACCAUCUGAUGAGCCAGUUCCCCAGCGCUCUGCACCUCAACACCACCACCAUGCCAGGAGACGACAUCAAGAACUCUCCACUGCAGUAUAUCCAGUGUUUCACAGUGCAGCCAGUCCUCGAGAUUCCUCCUCGCCUGAAGAACAAACCUGUUCCCGAUCAGAUCAUCAACUUCUACAAGUCCAACUACGUGCAGCGCUUUCACUAUUCCAGACCGGUGAAGAAAGGACCUGUGGACCCAAACAAUGAAUUUGUUUCAAUGUGGAUUGAACGCACAACCUUCACCACUGUGUACAAGCUGCCAGGGAUCCUGCGCUGGUUUGAGGCUACGGACAUGAAACAUACCACCUUGUCUCCACUGGAAAACGCCAUAGAGACCAUGGAGUCCACCAACGAGAAGAUUCUCACCAUGAUCAACCAGUAUCAGGCUGACUGGACCCUUCCCAUCAACCCCCUCUCCAUGCUGCUCAAUGGCAUUGUGGACCCAGCUGUCAUGGGCGGCUUUGCCAAGUAUGAAAAGGCGUUCUUUACCGAAGACUUCACUCAGCAGCACCCGGAGGACAGAGACAAACUGCUGCGCCUUAAGGACCUCAUCGCAUGGCAGAUCCCUUUACUGGGUGGUGGGAUCGCUCUCCAUGGCAAGAGAGUGAUGGAGGCCCUUCGUCCUUUCCACGAGCGCAUGGAGGAGUGUUUCAAACAGCUGAAGAAGAAAGUGCAGAAGGAGUACGGAGUGAGAGAGCUGCCGGAUUUGGAUGAGAGGAAGUCCACUCGUCCUCGCUCCAUGCUGCGCUCCCUUCGUCAGUCCAUCAUCUCCAUCUCCUCACUGCAGGGAUCUGAAUGUGGGACUCCAACCAAGCUCCAUGCAGACAGGGACUUCCCCCCCGAGUCCCCCACCUCCUGGAACUCCACCCUGCCGCGCUCCAGUGGCAGCAUGACUGGAAGUAUAUCGGGGGGAGUGGUGACGGUGGGUGAUGCAGAGGUCAAACUGAGGAAGAGUAAGAAGAAGAAGAAGAGGAGCAGCAUGAUCUUCAUCACAGAGGAAAGAGAAAGGAUGAAUACAAUGGAUAGCAAACGGCUGUCCAAGAAACAGGAGUUCCGCAGUGACACCAACCUGUGUGAGCCGAAUGAAGGAAGUGUGUCGCUGACUAAUGCCAACUCCAGAUCCCUGCCCGCCAUCACAGGUCUGUCCUUGGCGGUGGCUGGAAUGGAGGAUGUGGACUCUGUCAGAGCAAGGAGGGACAGUAAGAGCAUGUCUGUCUGUGUGACCUCUGACAGAACAGCAGACAGGCGCUCAAAGGGAAUCAUCAACCUCAUCUUCAAGUCCAAGAGCUCCAACUCAGAGAAGAUGUGAAGCCCAGUGCAGGGCCAAUCAUUUAUGAAAUGCUUAUUUUUGUAUUUUAUUUUAACUUUACUUAUCUUUACGCUUUUGUUAAAGUAAGUUCACAUAAAUCUGCAAGCAAAACCAAAUUAUGCUCUCACUCAGUCAGUCUCUCAGUCUCAGUAUUGCUGUUGCCUUAAUAUAAUUGAUUGUAUCUGUCAAUAAAGACUAUUUUUGUGGUGUGACCUUUCUCCUGGUAAUUCAAAUGAUUUCCAGUGAAGCUAAAUACCAUCUUGCAGGUUUUCAAUCAAUUCCGCUUCUUCAAGAACAAGCAAACACAAACAAUCCCGCAGACGUGCUUGAGUAAAAAGCUUAUUAUACGCGUUUCAGCAUUGAUUGGACUGACUGAAGGUAAUGGGAAAAUAAUCAUUCGAAGAAGCACAAAGGUUACUGUGUCCUCCCAAAGGACUUUAACAAGACACGCUGCAUAAAAGCUUUACCGCUGAAAGAAAAACAACAAAGUCUAAUACACUUAAAAUUAAUGGGGAGCAACACACCUUGAAGAUGGGACAAAACUGUUUGGUACUUUUAAUCUAAUCUUAUUGUUUAUUCUGCAUUGGUUGGAACAAGCAUUCACUUUUAUUUUAAUGUAUAAACAUCAAUCUUUAAGGAGUAGUUUGAAUUGUUUGCUUAUGGCCUCUUUGCUCUGAUUCAAUCAAGUUCUUCAUGUCUUUGUUGUAAUCACAAUUUUCUUUCUUUUGUUACCAAAAUGUACUUGAGUAAGAGUUAACGGUGUGCUGCAUUAAAAGUACUCCAGGAGGGACCAUUUCCUGAGUAACAAUGUAACUGAGUUUCUGCGCUGGAUAAGGAGCUUAUACACCUGUUUUCUUAUAUGUUGAGAUAUUCCUUUAAUAACCUAUAGUAAUGUUUCCCAAGAUGCAUGAAACUGGGUGAUUUAUUCUUUUUUUGGGGUCACCAUAAAUUACUUAAUUUGUGAGUGAGUGAGAUAAAAAGCACAGUGUUUGAUUUGUAGGAGCCAAUUGCUUUCCUAAAGAAUGUGAUCGCUGAGUGAAACAGGAAGUACAGGUCUGCAGACACAGUGUCUGUUCGUCUCCCUGGAUCAGAGCAGCUCUUGCUGUCCAGAGGAAAAACAAAUUGAUGGAGUGGUGAGCUUUCCUCUUUCCUCCUCGAGCAGAAACAACAAUGUGAGUAGGAGAAACAUUGCAGCCUAAAGGUACAAAGUGGAACAUGUAUAUAUAUAUUUCAUGGCUUGUGUUUUCUCGCCCUCACUCAGGUUGUUGGUGCUGAUCAUGUGAACAGUCACCCUGCAGGUACAUCCAUGCUGAUUCUGAAUGUAUGCAACUAAACCCUUCACAGUCCUGACUGACGAUUGAGGAAGUGAGGUGGGCAGGAAAUGAGCUUAAGUCUGUACCUUCCUGAGUGACAUUAGUGACAUUUAAUACAAAUAUUAAGAUAAAUUGUUAAAAGGGCAGCCAGGCUGAUGGAUAUGAAUUAGUAGCCUGUGAAGCCAAUGAGGGUGAUCAUGUAUAACCUACAUUGGUAAAAGGUCAUGUCAGAAAAUAUAAUUUUAAUUAAGCUGUGUAAAUGAUUCAUGGAUGUGGAGGAAUAACUCACAUUUGCCCAGUGGUGGGUUUUUUAAUUUCCUCACGGCCUCGCUGUGUCCUGUGAGAGAGCAGAUAGUCAGAGGGUGAUUUAAGAACAAUGGAGACAUUUUUCCUUUCCCUUAUUAAUACCGCCAUUAUCUGGUGCCACACUGACCACCAGGUCUCUGCACAGCCAAUUUAAAGUUACAGAAUAGCCUUUUAAAACUAGUCUAAUGUCCUGUACAGUAAUACUUCAGUCUUAAGUGUGGCCCGUCUGAUUUAAAGCAUUGCUGCGUGACCACAGAGUGAUUUUAGUCCAAAGAUUCAUCUCACUUCUACAAAAAAAGGAUGGAUUUGGUUGGUGGCUAAGUUAAAUGAUAUGCUGUAUAUUCUCAAAGCGAAUGAAGGUGCUGCAUCGCAUCACUGGCCAACAGAUAAAUUCCCAUCUAAAAUAGUAAGACUGUCUCCUGGAAAGUGUGUAAAUUCAACAAAACACUGAUCGAUAAAAUCUCUGAUGCAGAAAGGGAGACAUUUAUAAAACAUUGAAUUUUGAAAUAUAGAAGUACAAGAAGCUCACAAAGCCAUCAGAUUUAUUUGAAAACUUCUUAAAACUGUGACUCAUUGUUAAGGGCCUGUGGCUAUUUUCAUCAUAUCAAAGUUAAUGAUCCUUUCAGCUCUGUGGCUUCUUUGGUUUCCAGAUGGAAACCCCUUCAAAAGCUCAACACACAACUCCUGCAAUUAUUAUCAAGUGUUAAUUUUCACCUCUGCAGGCAUGUCAGAUUCUUGUGAUUUAAUUUGAAGCUUUUAUUGGAGCUGUCAUUUUGUUUGGUGCUAUUACUUACAUGUCAUAUUAAUUGGAAUAACUCAUGUGCUCAGAUAUCAUAUUGCCUGCUGCAUUUUCAAAACUACGGCAACAGCCAUGGUUGUAUCUGUUAAAAGCACAUAAUGUAUCCUGUGCCUGUUCAAUGACUGUUCACCAAUAUAUCAGUUUAAUGACCGUAGUAAAAAAGCAUAUUUACA